AUGGGACCCAUUUUUGUCAAGACCAAUGGAGACAACCCUAACUCCCCCUCCCCGGACUGGACAAAAGUCAUAGCGGGAUCCCAGGCUGGCUCGUUCUCGCGAGCCAGCGGUUAUGGAACUGAUGAUUUUUAUAUGGGUUACCUUGGCGAUUACUUGGGGAAGGUCAGCGAGAAGGAGCUGAACUGUCUUAACCGUUCAGGGGGUUUCAGGGAAGUCUUCCCAAAGCCUUCGGAAUGGGAGGAUAAACUCAAAGCGCGAGAAGUAAGGCUGGCUGAGAUACAGCGCUUUAUCAACUUCAGAAAGAAAGAUCCUCAGGAAGAAGACUCGAUUCUCAAGAAAGCGGACGAUCUCUACAAGCUCCUAAAAUUUGAUACAGAUGGUAUUCGAGCGGAAGUGCAAAAGAAAUGA
Molecule: messenger RNA, 408 nt
Organism: Penicillium samsonianum
Lineage: Eukaryota; Fungi; Ascomycota; Eurotiomycetes; Eurotiales; Aspergillaceae
Exons: 2
Coding region: 1-408 (135 amino acids)
Source: RefSeq, a predicted model, not a curated record